AUGCCGACGUGGCCCUCUCGAAUCCUUCCGAGCACGUCGUCGCCGAGCUCGAAUUCCAAUCCGGUUCACGCGCCGCCGCCGCCAUCGUCAACUCAUCGCAACCCGAUUGACAUAAAUCGAAGUGCAAUCAUCGCGAUAGACUACAAUGUGCCCAUUCUCUUACCAACAGGAGCCCCCGCGGCGACGGCGAAUACUUCGACAUCGGCAUCGCGAAAUCGACGUCGAUCGCAUGCACGUUCUAUUAGUCAGCCGUUCCCUUCACUGAUGAAUCCUAAUGCGCCUCGGAAGCUCGAUAAGAAACCGACCAAACGGGAUUUUGGUCUUGAUUUGGACUUUGAUUUUGAAGAUGAUGGUGCUGCUGCGGUUGGACUGGAUCAGACGCGGAAUGCUAGCGAUGACAUGGUGACGGGAAAGUGUAUCGCAUGCAAUUCGACUUGUCGUUGGCCGCGAAAUGUUCAAGUCUUUAGGUGCACGAUAUGUUUGACGGUUAAUGAUCUCGAGCCGCACCCCGCUGCAAAUAUAAGGGAUCGUUACGAUGAUGUGAAAGAUGAUGCUCAGCCGCCGCCUCCGCCACCUCCUCCGCCGCCUAAAGAUGGUGCACCUGAGGUUCCACCUGCCCCUAUAUCUAUUGAGGAAACAAGGCGGAUCACAGAGACUUGCCUGCUUAGGUUCCUUCACAGCCGCUUACCUGGCAACCAAGAUCCAAAAUCUGUACAGCCGGAGCAGCGACAUCGCGAAAUCAGCAAUGGACGACAGGAACCAAAGACGGAUGAAAGGCAACCUGUGCCCUCCAAUGCUCCAUCUGUGAUUGCUGAUACUAGGUUCCUUUCACCUCCUACUCGUGGAUCAGGAGAUAUGGAACGAAACGAUGGACGCACUCGUGUUCGCUCGAGUUCGGAUACGCCACCCAUAUCACAAAGAAGAGGCCAUUCUGCACAAGGCAGAGAACGCUCCCCAUUGCACGUGAACACAGAACCUGCAGAUUACAGAAGUCGUUCUGAGACCCGGCGGUCCAUUUUUAGACCUUUAGAGGAGUAUAUCAUCAAAUCAUUCGCGGGCUGCGAUUGCCUCAAUAAUUCUUUUAUGACUGCUAGUGCUCUCCGAUCCAUGUCAAAUGCGGGGCUUGAACCCCCGAAACAGGCCAUUCACCAUGAGAAUGUACCUGCUCAACAACAGGAGAAUGUACUAUCCCCGAAGUCUCCUACCUCAGAGACGGUCAUGUUUCCGGAGAUCGACCCGAAGAUGCUGCUUCUGGGUGAUUUGGCUGAGAAUUCGUCGUGGUGGAUGGGUGGCCGGCCGCGCCGUCAAGAUGUUAAAAAUGUAUGUCCUGAAAAACGAGAAAAGUCGCCUCUCCGGCCAAAGUCUGUUGUAACGACAAAGUCGCCGAGGAUCGAUUGGGAGGAGGUAGCUGAAUGGUAUCAGCUGAUCGUGCAUGUCGGGGAAAACUGGAGAGAAGUGUGGAACAAAAUCAGGUUAGCGGAACAAAAGCCUGGGCUGGAAGGCCAAACCAAGUUAGAUGCGGCGAUAGAUCUGGGCUUAAUUGAUAAGGAAAUUACCGAGGCUCGAGUACACGCUCAGAAGACCCUGUUGAAAGCCACUGAGAAUCUAUUGAAGCGUCCGCGACGUCCGCUACGCCGUCCUGAAUCGGUCAGAUUCCUACUCAUCUUACUUGCUAACCCUCAGCUCGUUUACACAAGUAAUAUCGCGCCAACGGUAUCAAACCUGCUUUCGCCGGACGCUAUUGCAGACGGUCAAAAAUCGUUUCCCAACUUCAGCAGGCGAUAUGGGUCGGGUGACCGAAAGACAUCGACAUCUUCCUCGAGUAGGUUGCAAUCCGGUAGCCUUGGUCAUCAUUCCGGGAUUAUCAAAAGGAUUCUCGGUCUUCUUGGGAAUCUACCAAAUGACUGCCAUCACUAUCUUGUUGGAUGGUUUUCACGCUUCUCCAAAGGCCAGUUUGAGACAUUAGUUGAUCUUGUCGGUCGAUUUGUUACGUAUCGGCUGAGCAGACAGCAUGGCCGUCACAGUAGCGAUUCAGGACAGGCUAUCAAUGGACUGGUUCCGAAUAUUCCAGGUGGAAUUGAGAGCUCACCUGCUCAUCUGCAUGCGGUACUUCAUGAAUCGCGUUCUUCAAAUCAACCGAACGAGGAUAACAAUCGUCGACGGGUGAUAUACAAUACAGAAGAUUGGCAAAUUCGAGCUGCUGCCCGGGUAAUGGCUUUACUAUUUGCCGCAAACAAUCAUGUCUCCAGUUCAAUACAUAAACGCGAUGUUCUUCUCCCGCAAGAUUACAAUAAUUCCACGACGCCUCUCAUCUCUCAAAAUAAAAGAAGCGGUUCGACCUUGAUACCUUUGAAUACAUUCUAUAACACGUUGUUGGAUUUUUCAGAUCUUGUCUCGGAUUUUGAAGCAUGGGAGUCGCGGACCGCCAGAUUCUCGUUUUGUCAAUACCCUUUCUUCUUGAGCAUUGCUGCAAAGAGCCGGAUUCUAGAGCACGAUGCCCGUCGUCAAAUGAAUAUCAAGGCCCGGCAAGCCUUUUUGGACAGCAUCCUGAAUCAUAAGGAUGUGAGUCAAUAUCUGAACCUGAGGGUUCGUCGAGACUGUCUUGUUGAGGAUAGCCUGAGGGGAGUCAGCGAAGUAGUAGGAGCGGGGUCGGAAGAUAUCAAGAAAAGCCUGCGCAUUGAGUUUAUUGGUGAGGAAGGAGUGGAUGCAGGAGGCCUUCGGAAGGAGUGGUUUCUGCUGCUUGUCAGGGAGGUCUUUGACCCUAAUCAUGGACUUUUCACCUAUGAUGAUGACUCGCAGUUUUGCUACUUCAACCCUUAUUGCUUUGAAUCCUCAGAGCAAUUCUUUUUGGUCGGAGUCCUCUUGGGUCUCGCAAUAUACAAUUCUACCAUUCUCGAUAUCGCACUGCCACCCUUUGCUUUCAAGAAGCUCCUCGCCGCAGCACCAUCUACAAGUAUCCCGGCAGCUGCGCAGAGACAACCGCAUACGUCGUCAUUGGAUGAUCUGGCUGAGUACCGACCCGCCCUUGCAAAGGGCCUACGUGCACUAUUGGAGUUUGACGGUGAUGUCCAGGAGACUUUCUGUUAUGACUUUGUCGCACAGGUUGACAGGUACGGCCAGGUUGUCAACGUACCACUCUGUCCGAAUGGAGAGAAUAAGCCCGUCACAAAUACGAACCGCCACGAAUUUGUCAGUCUCUAUGUUCAAUAUAUACUCGAUAUAUCAGUUCAAAGACAGUUUGAACCUUUCAAAAGAGGAUUCUACACAGUCUGUGGCGGGAAUGCUCUCGCAUUAUUCCGGCCAGAAGAAAUUGAAUUGAUGGUCCGCGGUUCAGACGAACCUCUUGACGUACCUACCCUCCGCGCAGUAGCCACAUACGAAAACUGGCCGACAUCGCAACCCAAACCCAACGACAAGAACAACAAAGACGCAAACACAGAAGCAGAACCCACCUCAGAACCAACAAUAUGCUGGUUCUGGGACUUCCUCGCCCGAUCCACGCCCACAAACCAGCGAAAACUACUUUCCUUCGUUACAGGCAGUGACCGUAUCCCCGCCACUGGAGCCGCGAGUCUGAGUAUCCGAAUCUCGUGUCUGGGCGAGGAUUCAUCGCGAUAUCCGAUUGCGCAUACCUGUUUCAAUAAGCUAGGUUUGUUUCGGUAUGCGUCCAGACAGAAGUUGGAACGGAUGCUUUGGGAUGCGAUUUGUAAUAGUGAGGGGUUUGGGUUGAAGUGA
Talaromyces marneffei is the source of this 3735-nucleotide messenger RNA. RefSeq lists its product as uncharacterized. Lineage: Eukaryota; Fungi; Ascomycota; Eurotiomycetes; Eurotiales; Trichocomaceae. Gene Ontology annotation, biological process: protein polyubiquitination. Gene Ontology annotation, molecular function: ubiquitin protein ligase activity. The record is from RefSeq and is a predicted model, not a curated record. The coding region runs from base 1 to 3735 and encodes 1244 amino acids. The transcript is spliced from 3 exons.